AAUUCUUGGUGAUUCACGUGAAGUCACAUAGUUUAAGUUUCAAUGAGGAACUGUACGGAACAGAGCUUGUGUAGCCAAAUUUUAACACCCAUUAACAUUAAGUCUUUGUUUAUUUCUAAUGAUUACAAUCUUGUGACGAUACAUACGUAUUUUAGAACAAGACUAGUCAUUCUAUUAUUUUCCGGAGCGUUAGAAAACUUAUCGGAUCCCAGAUAUCUAACUGGAUAAUAAUCAUGCAAAUAUCGAGUGUAUUUUGUAUUACAUUGACUCUGCUCCUUUUUAUACAAGUGGUGAUUUCCAGCGAUAAAAAAUCAGGUCAAGCGGAAGCUGGAUUACGGUUCUCAAAAAGUGGAAAACCAACGGCCAAAUCCGUGAUACGACUUUUACCGUUGAUCGAAACCGACUUCAAGGAGAUCGUAGAAAAUGAAAACAUUUUCGUCGACAAAACAGCAUGGAUCCGGCACGCUGUCGAGUUCUCAAGGCACACUGACACCAAAAAACCACCCGGAUUCAUAGCCAUCGCUAGACCUCCUGGAUUUGGAAAGUCAAUAAACCUCUCCAUGCUCCGAUACUUCCUAGACUCCUCGAUAAAUUCAUCGGAACUAUUUACAGGCCUCGAAAUAUCAAAACCAAAACAUCAGAGCUUCCGACAGCAGCACCAAAAUAAAUACGUUGUGUUUUACCUCGAUUUCAACACCGAAUCUAAACCAGGUGUCCUCGAGGUGGUAAAAAACGUACUUAAAGAACAGUCUAAGAACAAUCGAAAAUUAUUAGACACCAAAACGCAUGAUGAGAUCCAAAAAGUACUGAACAUAACAUCCCCGGAGCAGGGGCCUUUGCUGGAUGCAUUCUCCACCUUAUGUAACGCCCUCUUGCGGGGGAAACGGAAAUUUGUAGUUUUGGUGGACGAUGCAGACAAACCAUAUCUUCCCGCUUUUGUAAAAGGCGAAUUUCUUACAGAUGAUGGUGGUAUCCUCGCUGAAGAGUCCGCCAAGGUGUUCGAAUUCAUGCGCACGAUUUAUUCGAGAUUAUACAGCCACAAACCAGUCUUGGGAAUCAUGCUUGGUACAACGCUAGUGCCAGACCUGAAAAUUUCGCAUAAAAAUCCGAUUCUGGGGGACGAUUUUGCGUCGGAUUUCGGAUUCACAGAUAACGAGGUCCAAGACCUAAUUUUAGACGCUAGUUCUGAUGUCGUCAUAUCAAAUGUCCGGGUAUGGUACGAAGGGUACCAUUUUGGUGACAAUGCUAUUUACAGCCCUGUGUCUGUGGUUAGUGCCAUAAACACUAGGAAAUUCAAGCCCUUUGCUUGCGAGAAAGAUGGAGCGCUUUUGGUCGACCUCAUUAAGAAAGGAGGUUUCUAUGCCCGAUUACAGUUGGGUGUGCUCAUGGAUGACGUAGCUUUGGAACAACCGGUUCUUGGAGAACUUGACCCGUCGAAGACACGCGACAAGGAGACUAUUUUCUGGACUUUCCUCGUGCAUGCGGGGUUCUUAGACGUGAACCGCACAAUAGAGCAUGGUACUUCACAUUCGGUUCGGAUUCCCAAUUUGGAAGUUAAGGAAUAUUUGAGGGAGCACGUUAUCGAAACGCCACCGCACAAGGAGGAAGAAUAUAAGAAUUUUACAGAUGGGCUGCUGAUUUCGAACAGGACUGACUAUACAGAGUUUCAGAGCCUGUUUCAGAAAUACUUUAAAAAUAAAUGCGUGUUUUUCGGUCCGAGCGAUUUUAAAGAGCCAAAAAAUGCUGCGAGGUACGCUAUCGGACUGCUGGCAGGCAUAACCCCGACACAUAGGAUGGUGCAAAUAACGGACGAACAAUUCUCCGAUGUUUUCGUGCACACCAGGGAGCAGGACUCAGUAAUUGCACUUCGUUUUAUUGCCUCGAAAGGUGACAACACGAGUUGCACGCAAAUUUUGAUGGACGCUGACCCUCAGGACCCCACAUCGGACAAACCCCAACGCCCGAAAGUUUUGAGGAUGGUUUUUCCUGUUGCGGACGAUAUGAUGGUUGGCGUUUUCUUCGAAGAGUUGGACAACGCAGGGAUGGACGGAAUGUUCGGAGAUUAUGCUAAUUUUGGACAGUAUGGCGAUGACCAAAUGGCAGGGUACGCUCAACCGUGGGGUAACCCACCUGGGAUUUAAACAUAUCCUUUUGUUUGGAAUGGACCUCUGAACAAGGGACGAAUCUCAGCAAUCUACUAUUUUAUCAAAAAAAUGCAGUUAAGGCCUUCAGAUGUUUCUAGAACUCCUUCGACAAAUCGCAAAUUUGCCGGAGGAUUUGUGAAUAUUUUUCUCCAUGUUUUUGGGAGAAUUUUGUUUGUAAAUAGAUCUAAAAUGUCUAAAAAUUUCGAUAAAAAAUAUGUAUAGUGUUCAUAAAAAAUAAUUGUUUUCUGCAUGGUAAUUUGUGGCAAUAUUGGAAUGCUCAUACGGCGUUCUUCCUUAGUACGACAGUAUAAUACUGCCGUGCCAAGGAAAAACGCCGUAUGAGCCUUCAGGCGUUGCCAAAUUUUCUUCGAUAAAACUCAAAUUCCCUGGUAAACUUAUGAAUAUUUUUCUUCCAAUUUUUCAGAGAAUAUUGUUUGUAUUUUGAUCUAAAGUUUCUGAAAAUUUCAAAGAAAAACAUUCUUAAUUUUCCUCAAAAAUAAACAUUUCAUCAAAGGAAAUUUAGCAACUCUCGAAUGUCCAUACGGCGUUCUUCCUUAGCACGGCAGAAUAGUGUCCUAGUCAACGCUUCAUGUGAAACACAAUUCGCGCAUCAAAGUAACUAAUAUCAACUCCAAACCAAUCGUAACUUUUUUUAGGCCAAGAAAAAUUGAAUUUCUCGCUCAAAUAAAAAACUAAAGUUACUUUAAUCAAAUCGUGCAAUGCGGUAGGCUUUUUAAUACGCAGUGUUCCCGCCCCAUUUUGUGUUUUUUACAAAGUAUGCAUUGUGCAACAGCCGAGCCGAAGCGCCGAUUCUAAAAUUGUUUUACGAUAUUUUUACACUGCAAUGUCGGACACUAAAACGUUUAGUGUAGAUUAUUGUUUUUUUUUAUGAUUAGGAUUAUAUAUGAGUGACAUGUCUGAAUUUAUGCAUCAGAAACCGUUAAGAUGAUUCGUCAAGGUUUCCUCCGAGGUCAAACUGGCAAGCGAUAUAUCGCAUCGAUUGUGUCACAAAUCUUGGCAGAUUUGGAAUUUUUACCCCAAAAAAGGGUGAUAGCGCCUUUGCGCAUGAGCCUAAAGAAUCAUUCUCAACCAUAAAAUUGGCAAUAUUCGAAGAUAUGAGAGCAGAAUCUGUUUUGGAAAAAACCUCGGAUUCGAUGUUAGUAUCGAUUUCUGUAUCGAAUACGAGUUUUUAUUUAUUUUUAAGACGAAUUUUGCCUCCAUUUCUCUGAAUACUGCCAAUUUUUUGGGUUAACAUAAUUCUUUCUGAUUAUGUGCAGGAGUUAUCACUCUUUUUUUCUGGCGAAGAAUUUAAAAUUUGCCGGGAUUUUUUGCAUAAUCGAUGCGAUAUAUCGCAUGACAGUUCGACCAGUCGGACACCGUGACGAAUCACCUUAAAACCUCGGUUAGAAGUUAAUUUCAAUAAGGUUCGGUGUUAAAAUCGUGGCAUACGUGAAAUUUUGAUGGGAAAACAUGUUUUACAAUUCUUAAAUUCGAACCUUGUCUAGGGCCACAUUGGUUUCAGGGUUUGUGGUGUACCUGGUACCUGGUGCAAACCUUUGAAAGGGUAUACGAGUAGAAGAGGUAUGCUGCACACUAAAGAAACGAAAACAUGAAGGCAUAUUAAGGUGUAAAACCGCGAGAAAAUUACGAUUAGUACGUUCAAAAAGUCUGCAAUCCCUUCAUUAACGCGCAAUUUGCGUUAUCCAUGUCACUUUCUUUCUUUCCCGCAUCAGUUGGCAAUUUUUCCUCCGUCGUUGGCAACUGACUUCCCUCGGAGAGAAAUUUUAGAAAAUCUAAUCAAAACAAACGAAAAGUCUCUUAAUUUUUCUCUAAUCGUUUGGUUAAGAUUUCAAUUGUUCGGAAGCAUUUUUUCGUGCCCGCAUCUUGUAUAAGAGAAAGAAAAUAAAUCUAUUAAGACGACAGAAAUCAUUCGUGAGAAUAAUUAGUAACAGUUUAUGAGAGUAUUCAUCUAAGUUAUUUUUGUACGUCUUUUUUUUUUAUUUUUGUGCAAUUUUAGCGCCAGAGAGUCUAUUGAUUUAUCUGUGACUUUUAUCUCUUGUGCGCAAGUAACUCAUCUGGAAGUUAUCCCUUCAAAAUUGAAAAGAUAAAGAAAGUGAGCAUUCUCCCAUGGAAAAGUCUUAGAAUAUUUUGUUGUAAAUGUUGUAAUGUAACAUAAUACUUCAACUCACAAGCAGUCCACAGAGGCUUGAAAAUGAACCAUUUGUGUUAAACGUCGGUGUAAGUCCGCAACCACGUAUCUUAGUUUGGAACGUGGCAGACUUUCUGUUGUGCUUUAUUUUCUAAAUCGAAAACUACUUAACAGUAAUUGUUAAAAACUACCGUGAUUUUUCUACUCUCUAUGAAAAAAAUUCAAGGAAUGAUUUCGAUUUGUCCUACCUUUAAAUAUUUAAUGAAAUGGAAAUAUUUUAUGCCAAGCAUGUUCAAUCCUUUGUGAAAGUGAAAUAUUUAGUUAAUGUAUUUAAUGUAUACUUGCUACAUUUAGUUAUUUGUAAAUAUUUGUUCUUACUAAGUAAAUAACUUUUAAGAAUUAGAA
This is a messenger RNA of Bemisia tabaci, 4698 nucleotides long. Lineage: Eukaryota; Metazoa; Arthropoda; Insecta; Hemiptera; Aleyrodidae. The record is from RefSeq and is a predicted model, not a curated record.